Messenger RNA from Eurytemora carolleeae, 2171 nucleotides. RefSeq lists its product as uncharacterized. Bases 3 to 1490 code for a protein of 495 amino acids. The record is from RefSeq and is a predicted model, not a curated record. Gene Ontology annotation, cellular component: cytoplasm. Gene Ontology annotation, molecular function: oxidoreductase activity, acting on a sulfur group of donors, disulfide as acceptor; protein binding. NCBI's taxonomy places the organism in Eukaryota, Metazoa, Arthropoda, Copepoda, Calanoida, Temoridae. The transcript is spliced from 10 exons.
AAAUGUUGGCUCUAUUCCUUGGCUUUGCAGUUUUAGGUUCAGUGAUUGUAAAUGGAAGGGCUGAAGCUGAUUCUAAACCAUAUUUGUAUAAUCAAUUUAUUUCGCCCGGCUUCAGUCCUCCGCCGUUAUUCCAAGCUGAAAGGUUUACAUCUUCAAAUCAAGCAAUCUCUACCUACCAGCAAGUUAAUCAACCACCCUGGAUUUAUCAGUCCAAUUAUAAUCAACCGUUUCAGCAACAACCAACUUCAGUUUAUCCCCAAAUAUCUCCGUAUGGCUCAAGAGCUAAGAGAGGGAAUACAUUUUCCCGCAUAUCAAGUGAGGCGGAGAGAAGAGGUUUAAACGAGCCAAUUUCUUAUCAAUCCUAUACACAAACACAGAAUAGGAUCCGACCCUGGGAACAUUUAAAUACGAUCAUCACUCCAUACUAUCCUAACACCCAGUAUCCAGCCCUUAGCGACCAGUAUCCUACUCUUAGCAACAAAUACCCUACCCUUAGCAACCAAUACACUUCCACUAGCAACCAGUAUCCCACCCUUAGCAACCAGUAUCCCACCCUUAGCAACCAGUAUCCUACCCUUAGCAACCAGUAUUCUACCACUGGCAACCAGUAUCCCACCCUUAGAAACCAGUAUCCCACCCUUAGCAACCAGUAUUCUACCACUAGUAACCAGUAUUCUACCACUAGCAACCAGUACCCUUCCACUAGCAACCAGCAUCCUACAUCCACCAAGAAUUAUAAAAAAAUUGAGUUUUUUAAAGUUGUCACCAAUCCACUUCCAAGAAAAUUAAAUAAAAGGGAACACCUAAAUGAUAAUAAGGAUAAUCAUACCCCAAGCAGUCAGAUUUCCACCUUAAGCAGCCACAAUUAUACCCCAAGCAGCCAGAAUUCCACCUCAAGCAGUCAGAAUUCCACCCCCAGCAGCAAGGAAAAACUUGAACUUUUUAAAGUGGUAACCAAUCCACUUCCGAGAAAAUCAAACAAAAAUGAAGAACAUUCUGUGCAAGAGGAAAAACCAGCCUGGCAAGGACAGAUUGGAGGUCGUUCUGCUACUAGAUGUCACACUGGAGAAAUUAAAGAGUUUCGUCAAAGAUGUGAUAAGAUAAUUGAUUGUCCGAAUGGCGAGGAUGAGUAUGGAUGUGAUUGGUUUAAGAAUACAAAUGUGAAAACUAUUCACAAUGUUCAGGACUUGAAUGCCUUGUUUACAAGCAGUAAUAAACCAGUUCUUCUAGAGUUCUUUGCCCCCUGGUGUCCAGCUUGUGUAGCUUUUCACCAACAUUUACAAACCAUUUACCAACAAAUUCAGUAUGAUGUUAAUGUUGGUAAAGUGAAUACGGAUGAAUCUCCGGAAUUAAAGAAAAUAUUCAAUAUUGCUCGAUAUCCCACGAUACUGCUUUGGACUAAAGGCAACCCUAUUCCCAGGGCUUACAACAAGCAGUGGGGGAUGCAGGCCGAUAAAAUUAUACCCUGGAUAUUCAAGCAACUAAACUAACAGAUAAAUAAUCCUAGAUAUUCAUCAUGAAUGUUCAUCUCUGUCUGCUAACUUUAAAAAGAAUUGUGAGCUGAGAAGAUUUUGUAUUUGUAUAUGAUGUUUCUAGAGCAAACCAAAUUGUUAAGAAGUUUGGAUUUUUUUGUUGUCAAAUUUUACAUGUUCUUUAUAGUUUAAAUAUUUCGAUGGAAAACAUUAUUUUACAUUGUUUUUAUCAUCAACUACAUAUGUUUAUGAGUUUAAUUUGAAAAAAAAGUUUUAAGUUCCAAUUAAAGAUUUAAUUAUAUAAAUCUUAAGGGACAACUUUCAUUUUAAAAUCAUCUUUUUGUAUUCAUUUAAAUAAACUAUUUUUUGAAGUUGUUCAAGUCCGGACAUAGAAAUGGUUGAAGUUUCUAGAAUUUGUAAAACUUAUGUAUUUUACAACUGAUUUUGAAUUCAAUACAAUUGUAGUCUAAGAAUGCUGAUUCAAAGGAGACAAACUCGUGUAGAAUAUUUGAAUUCUUGACACACACACACCCCCCCCCCCCUCACUCACACUCACACUUUAAGACGGUCCCAACCCACCCCCACAUGAUGAACAUGAGAAAAUAAUAUCAAGAAAGAGAACAAAUUUAUCAACUUUGUCAAAUCCUUUUUCUACCAGUAACAAAAAACAUUGCUGUAGCAAAUAAGAAGUAAUAUUUA